This is a messenger RNA of Entamoeba invadens IP1, 522 nucleotides long. RefSeq lists its product as hypothetical. The record is from RefSeq and is a predicted model, not a curated record. Lineage: Eukaryota; Evosea; Mastigamoebida; Endamoebidae. Bases 1 to 522 code for a protein of 173 amino acids. The transcript has a single exon.
AUGUCAGUUGUUGAGGAAGUAGAAGGUGUUGUUUCGUUGGUCACACGCGAAGUCAGUGAGUUUGUCGAGAGCUAUACAUCUUAUAAACAAACCAUAUUAGAAUCAUUAAAUCAGAAUACAAAAGAAAUAGUAGAGAUGGUAGUGACACCAAAGGAAAUGAAGACUUUUCAUAUCGACGAAACUAUUCAACAAAUCACACACACAGAAAAUUACAAUAAAGAACUCAUAAAAAAUCACCAACAAAUUGAGAUCUUAGUCCAACGGAUAUCCUGUGACGUGUCAACCAUCUUUACUCUAAUUUUCAGCGAUAAUAAAAAAUAUUUUAUACCAAAAUGUGUUGCAAAGAAACUGCUGGAUAAUGUCGAAGGCUUUGAAGAUGAGUUGGAAGAAGUACAACUCGACAUCGAAUCAGUCGGAUUCAAUUUCGUACUCAAAAAAUUGCGUGGAGAAAAUUUUGAAGUUCCUGUGAAUUUGAAGAAACAAACAAAAACAAUUUUCGACUUUUUCGAAAUUCAACUGUGA